This is a messenger RNA of Dioscorea cayenensis subsp. rotundata (Guinea yam), 645 nucleotides long. RefSeq lists its product as uncharacterized. The transcript has a single exon. Bases 1 to 645 code for a protein of 214 amino acids. NCBI's taxonomy places the organism in Eukaryota, Viridiplantae, Streptophyta, Magnoliopsida, Dioscoreales, Dioscoreaceae. The record is from RefSeq and is a predicted model, not a curated record.
AUGGAUCAAGUGCAUGAACUACAAAUCCUAGUCUCUAAAUUGAAGGACUUGAAUAUUGAAGUCAGUGAAGCAUUAAAAGUUGGGGCUGCCAUAGCCAAACUUCCUCCAAGUUGGAAUGAUUACAGAAAGAAAUUGUUACAUUCUUCUGAAAGUUUCUCUCUAGAACAACUACACAAGCAUCUCAUAAUUGAAGAAGAAACUAGAAUUCGAGAUGGAAAGAGAUUUGGAAAAGAAUCUGACUCCAAUGUGAAUUUCAUUUAUGUGAACAAGUCCAACAGAUUUGGAAAGAAGAGAAAAUUGUGGAUGUCAAUUCAAACACGGAUAAUAUUGGUUCCAAAAAAAGAACAAGACAUGUUUUUCAUUGCAAGAAGAAAGGGCAUUUUCAAGAAGGAGUGCAGUGUUUUGGAAGAAAAUGAAGAAGGAUCAUGUUGUUGCUCGGGUUCAAACAACAAAGUUAGCAUUGUUGAAGAACAAGUAAAAGACCUUGUGGCUAUGGUUUCGGAUUUACAGAUCUCUAUGAUAACAGAAGUUAAUAUGGCUGCGUUUUCAAACACUAAUGGUCGGUGGUAUGAUUCCGAGCAACCAUUCACAUUUGUAAUGAUAAGAAUCAGCUCAAGGACUACGAGAUUGUCGCGAUGGACAUGA